Messenger RNA from Mangifera indica (mango), 3218 nucleotides. Its product is annotated as alpha-amylase 3, chloroplastic. Gene Ontology annotation, molecular function: calcium ion binding; alpha-amylase activity. The transcript has 13 exons. Lineage: Eukaryota; Viridiplantae; Streptophyta; Magnoliopsida; Sapindales; Anacardiaceae. Gene Ontology annotation, biological process: carbohydrate metabolic process. The coding region runs from base 128 to 2830 and encodes 900 amino acids. The record is from RefSeq and is a predicted model, not a curated record.
UUGAUUUUUACGGCAAAACUUGAAAAAGAGAAUUCACAAAAACAGACGGCUGCUAGACGCUUAUGAUAAUUAUCUGCAAAAAUCUCAACUUUUGUUCUUCAAACUCCAUUCUUUUUUCUUCAAACCAAUGAAAGCCAUGUCUACCUUCCUUUCUGAGACGCUUCUCUAUGGUUACUGUAGAGACAAAUUCGUUUGCCUUCCCAAUACCAGCAACGUUUUACUCAAACCAAACUCUUUAAAUUACUCUUUAAAGUCACUCCCGAAUGCCGCUACCUUCUGCAGAUUUAAUAACCUUCCCACCGUUAAAGCCGCUGGUAAAUCCGUUACAGACACUUCUAGCGUCAGGACUUCUGAAUCCAAUGACCUCUUGUUCCGGGAAACUUUUCCUUUGAGGCGGACAAAAACGGAGGAAGGAAAGAUUUUUAUAAGAUUGCAUAAGGGGAAAGAUGAAGAGAGGUGGGAGUUAAGUGUGGGUUGUGAUCUUCCUGGGAAAUGGAUUAUUCAUUGGGGAGUUACUUUUAGCGGUGAUACUGGCUGCGAAUGGGAUCAACCUCCAAAUGAUAUGAUACCUCCUGGUUCUGUAUUCAUCAAGGACUAUGCAAUUGAGACGCCAUUGAAGAAACAAUCUGAAGGAGGUGCAUUUCAUCAAGUAGCAAUUGAUAUUGAUCCCAGAAGUGAAAUUGCAGCUAUAAAUUUUGUAUUGAAGGAUGAAGAAACUGGAUCUUGGUAUCAGCAUAAAGGUAGAGAUUUUAAAGUGCCUUUGGUGGACUACCUCCAAGAUGAUGACAACGCAAUUGGCACGAAAACUGUAUUUGAUUUCUGGCCAGGAGCUCUGGGACAGAUACCGAAUAUGCUUGUCAAGGCAGAGGCAUCACAAUCAAAAGUUCAAGACAGCAAAAGUGAUUUCAAGGAGCCUAAACAAGAAAAUAGGCGCCUAGAAGGGUUCUAUGAAGAGCUGGCUAUUGUAAAAAAAGUUGUCACUGAUACCUCAGUGACUGUUUCUGUUAGGAAGUGUCAUGAGACAGCUAAGAAUCUUCUGUAUUUGGAAACAGAUCUGCCUGGAGAUGUUGUUAUUCACUGGGGAGUUUGCAGAGCUGAAAGUAAAGAAUGGGAAAUUCCAGCUGCCCCAUAUCCACCAGAAACAACUGUGUUCAAGAACAAGGCUUUGCGAACUCUAUUAAAGCCUAAGCAAGGUGGAAAUGGAUGCUGUGAAUUGUUUACAUUAGAAAAAGAAUUUACAGGGUUUGUUUUUGUCCUCAAGCUGAAUGACAACACUUGGAUGAAAUGUAUGGGAAAUGAUUUCUACAUUCCACUUCUGAGUUCAAGUUCCUUGACUAAUGAACACUCACAAGUCGGGUCUAGUGAUGCACCAGUACCCGCAAGGGCUGAAGAAGCAGACCAUACGGUUUCUUACACUGAUGGAAUCAUUAGUGAGAUAAGAAGCUUGAUGAGUGGCAUCUCCUCUGAGAGAGGUCAAAAGACAAAAACUAAAGCUGUACAAGAAAGUAUACUUCAGGAAAUUGAAAAAUUGGCUGCUGAAGCCUAUAGUAUCUUCAGAAGUUCUAGUCUAACUUUUAUGGAGGAAGCUACUGCAGAACCUGAGAUAUCAGAACCUUCCCCUAAAGUAUCCUCAGGGACAGCGACAGGGUUUGAAAUAUUAUGCCAAGGGUUUAAUUGGGAAUCACAUAAAUCUGGAAGAUGGUACAUGGAGCUCAAAGAAAAAGCUGCAGAUUUGUCUUCACUUGGAUUUACUGUUAUAUGGUUACCACCACCAACAGAAUCUGUGUCACCUGAAGGAUACAUGCCCAAGGAUUUAUAUAAUUUAAAUUGCAGAUAUGGAACUAUUGAUGAGCUGAAGGAUGUUGUGAACAAAUUUCAUGAAGUUGGUAUCAAAGUUCUAGGAGAUGCUGUCUUGAAUCACCGCUGUGCCCAUUUUCAGAAUCAAAAUGGUGUAUGGAAUAUUUUUGGUGGUCAUCUAAAUUGGGAUGAUCGAGCAGUUGUUUGUGAUGAUCCCCAUUUUCAGGGCAGGGGCAACAAAAGUAGCGGAGAUAAUUUUCAUGCUGCUCCAAACAUUGAUCAUUCACAAGAUUUUGUUCGGAAAGACAUCAAAGAAUGGUUAUGCUGGCUGAGAAGAGAAAUUGGAUAUGAUGGAUGGAGGCUUGACUUUGUUAGAGGAUUCUGGGGGGGUUAUGUCAAGGACUACUUGGAUGCUAGUGAACCUUACUUCUCUGUGGGCGAGUACUGGGAUUCUCUCAAUUAUACAUAUGAUGAAAUGGAUCACAAUCAAGAUGCACAUCGACAGAGAAUAAUUGACUGGAUCAAUGCCACUAAUGGAUUUUCUGGUGCCUUUGAUGUCACAACAAAAGGAGUUCUUCAUUCAGCACUGGAAAGAUGUGAAUAUUGGCGUUUAUCAGAUGAGAAGGGAAAACCCCCAGGUGUUGUUGGAUGGUGGCCAUCUCGGGCUGUAACCUUUAUAGAGAAUCAUGACACUGGUUCUACUCAGGGUCAUUGGAGAUUUCCUGGUGGAAGGGAAAUGCAGGGAUAUGCUUACAUCUUAACUCAUCCAGGAACACCAACAGUGUUCUAUGAUCAUAUCUUUUCAAAUUAUCGAUCUGAGAUUGAAGCUCUUAUUUCUCUUAGAAAAAGGAACAAGCUCCAUUGUCGAAGCAUAGUUCAAAUUGCUAAAGCGGAAAGGGAUGUGUAUGCAGCUAUCAUCGACAAAAAGGUUGCAAUGAAGAUUGGACCAGGUCAUUAUGAACCUCCAAAUGGACCCCAAAAAUGGUCAUUCGUCAUGGAGGGUAGAGAUUACAAGAUUUGGGAAGCAUCUUAAAUCCUUUGAAUCUGAAUGUAGAUAAAUUAAAUAUAGAAGAACACCCAAAGAGGAUGGUAUAAUUUUCCUCCAAUGUGGUGUUGCACAAACCCGAAAUCAGGUUGUUUGUAUCAUACUACCAUUCUUUAUCCGGCCAUAAAAGGGUUAAGAGCAUUGUGCAGGGAAGUAUGACAGCAGCCAGCUAGCAGAUGUGGAAGUUGGGAAAAUGCCAAAUUAUACUAGUAUAUUUACAUGUUGAUAUGUCUUUAAAACGGGUCUAAUGAAAACCACUGGUGGUGGUGGCAGCAGUAUACCUCGCAAUGUGUAAUUAGUGUAGAAUUGUUGCAAAAUAAAUGAAUCUCCUUUCUACUUGUGGAAUAAAGAUAACAGAGAUCAUCUUUUUAGUUUA